GGGCGAUGCUUGCUUGGGUCAAUGUUCAUCCCGAGGUUUUGAGCUCAGCCCAGCUGGAGAAGCGUGGAAUGGGUGGGGAGGCUCCGGGGAUUUGUAUCCAAGACAGGCUUCAUUUAGUCCCCAGCUCGGGGGAAAGUUAAACAUCGAUCGGGUUGUGUCCAACAAGCCCGAAAGGCACCACUGCGGGGCGUGAUUCCCCGAGAAACAUUCUUCCUGGAGGCAAAGGCAAUGGGGAUGCUCUUGGACCUCGAGAGCUUGUGAGCGACAGUGACACACUACAUAGUUACUAACAGUUCAGUCAGUGCCAGACACUGUGCCAAGGGCUUUAGGCCCCGAAGUGCCAGCCGAUCCCAGCAGAGAGCCGGGGCUGGAGUGAGGAAGACCUGAGUUCAAAUCCAGUCUCAGGCACUUAACUAGCUGUGGGACUCUGGGCAAGUCACUUAACCUGUGUGCCUCAGUUUCCUCAUCUAUGGCAUGGGGAUAACAUUAUAGCCCAUGUAGGCCAGGUUUGUUGUGAGGAUCAGACUGAGAUCUCAGCACCGUGCCUGGCACACAGCAGGCACUUCUAUAAAUGACACCCAUAUUUGUCAGGAGAUCCUGGAGGAAAGAAGUGAGGAGGAGGUGGUGGUGUUGCCUGCACCGGCUGGGGGUUCGCUCCCCUCUGGGCCUUCCCAUCAAGGGGCUCCCAAUGGCCUAUGGGCGCCAUCGCUCCUGGAGUCCCACUUCUGCCUUCCUGGGGAUCCAUCAGCAGAAAAGUCCACGUGAAGGCAAGGUCAGCGUCCGUCCGUGAUGGGGAGGAUCUGGGAGAGGAGGCAGCCCAAACUGGAAAGGGAAGAGCUAACAGGACCAAGAUGGCGCCCAAGUCUGAAGAAAAGGGAGGAGCUGGUAAAAGAAGCUGCUUUAAACCAAUCAAGAAGCCUUUAUUUAACAGCAGCCAGGAAGUGCAGUGGGCAGAGCUAGGCCUGGAGAAGGAAAGUCCUGGGUUCCAAUCUGACCUCGGCCACUUCCCAGCGGUGUGACCCUGGGCAAGUCCCUUGACCCCCAUUGUCUAGCCCUGACCACUCUUCUGCCUUGGAGCCAAUACACAGUAUUGAUUCCAAGAUGGAAGGGGAGGGUUUAAAAAAAAAAAAAAGCCUACAAUCUGCCAGGCAUGAGGGCUCCGGAGGCAAGUACAGUCUUCGAGGACUUUGCUUACAUUCUGCAGAUUAAUUGGGGGGCCUGGGAGGCCCCUUUGGGCUGUUAUUGUUGUGGUUAUUAAUAACCAUUCAUUAUCAUCUCACUUUUAAACCAGAAGCUCCUGGGAAGGGCCUCUACAGAUGGAGCCCAGGAGUGUGUCUGAAGGCGCUGCUAAGAGCUUCACAGACGUUCUUAGCUCACUCGGUCCCAUUUGGUCCUUGGGCCACCCUGGGAAAGCAGGCGCUUUCAUCCUCCCCUUUCACAUUUGAGGUCACAGAGGCAAACAUGUUAGCCCACUUGCCUGAAGCCCUACCGCUAAUAAGUAUCUGAGGCUGGAUUUGAACUCGGGUCUUCCUGACUGGGCUCUAUCCACUGUACGGUCUAACUGCCUUGAGCUCAGGCCUGUCUAUGAGGUCAUCUUUCUAUCCCUGCACCAGGUUGCCAACAACAACCAAAAUGAAUGAAUGAAUGAAUGAAUGAAUGAAUGAAUGAAUGAAUGAAUUAUUAAGCGCUUGCUCCGUAGGAUGCACUUUGGUAUCCGCUGGGCAUAGAGAGAGAAAAGGUGGCCCCUGCUCACAUUGUAACCCAGAAAGAAUAAAAUAAUAAUAAAAAUAAACAUGGAUAGGAUGACUCAUCCUUUGCAAAACCCGCACAUUCUGCACGAUCUCCGUGGUCAGCCAGAGAUACUCUCGUCCCGACUUUGCGGAUGCCGCCGCUGAGUCUGAGGAGGGUCACCGCCUGCCCGUGGUCUCACAGCUCUAAGAGUAGGAUUCACACUCAGGUCUUCGGACCCAACGUCCACGCCUGCGGUUCUGGGUAAUUUUAAUAGCAGGCACGAAAGAAAGAUCAGGAGCUCCGUCUCGGGCUCAAAUGCCUUCUGUGGAGUGCCUUGGUGGCGGGUCGCAGACUUCUGUGAAUGGUACAGAAUCAGGACAGACGUCAGUAACGGAGGGGGAGGGGGCUCAUCACUCCUGGGGGGCCGAGCGAGCCGCAGGGCCAGCGCCUUCUCUUCCGGCAUGGCUGUAACCCCUUCUGUGCCACUCCGCGGAAGUUGCUGCAAGAGCUGCGAGAUGGAAGAAUCGCAUUCUUAGAAGAGCCCAAGGCGACCCCUUUGGGGGGGAUGUGAAAAGCCUCAAGCUGCCUGCCAAGCGGCCCUUGCUGUUAAUUAUCCCAGGGAUUCGGAGGUGGGUAAAAGACAGAAAAGUGAUCGCGGGAAAGGUUAGGCACAAACAUGUGGAAGCAAACAGCCAUCAUCCAGUGCGGAACACAAGCCAAUGGCUGUUCGGCUGUGUCUGACGCUUGGUGGCCCCAUUUGGGGUUUUCCUGGCAGAGACACCAGAGUGGUUGGCCUUUUCCUUCUCUGGCUCAUUUUACAGAGGAGGAAACUGAGGCCAGCAGGGCUAAGUGACUUGCCCAGGGACACCCUGCUCAGAAGUGUCUUAAGUCGGUUGUGAACUCGGAAAGAUGGGUCUCCCGACGUCCAGGUCCAGCGCUCUCUUCACUAUGGCGCCACCUAGCGGCACCAUUAGAAACGACAACCUGGUCAGGGUCAGAGGCGACCCGGACGCCCAGUAAACAGAACCAGGAGAACCUUUACCCGUUUUGGAGAAACCCUGCUUUGAGAGACUUUAGAGCUCUGCUGCCAGGAUGAAGCAGGAGCCCAGAGGCCGGAGCCGAGUCCCCCGGGCGCCGCGGGUCCAGAGCGAGACCUCCCUUUGGGGGCCCCGGUCCGCGGGGAAUUUGCUUUGCUGGACGGAGAGCCCGUCAGGAGGGCUUUUUGUUCGGCUUUGUUUGGGCUCUGGGAGGCCCCGAGAGGGAGCGAGAGGCGGGAACUGCUCAGAAAAUAGCGUUUUCAAAGGACUCCGGAUAAUAGCGGUGGCCGCGCUGUAGAAGGCAAAGGCUGGAGUCGGGGAACUAGUGGGGGGAGCCCUGGCAGAGACGCUCACACAGCGCUCCUGGGUCCCUUCGGAACAGCCCAGGCUAACCUCAUCCGCUUUCUCCGAGGGCUACCAGAAGGGGAGGCGCGUCCUAUGAUGGAUCUCUACAACCACGGCCAAGAGGACGGGUGCCUGGAGGGGACCCUCCGCCUUUGGGCCUGUCCCCUUCCAUAGUUUGAUGAAUGGCUUCAAGACACCGAAAGCAACGGAAAGAAUGCUAGAUAGGGCACCAGAGGGUCUGGGUUCAAAUUCUGGUCCCUGCUUGCUCCCUGGGUCCCCUUGGGAAAUGCCAAGCUCCCUGAGACUCAGUUCUGUAUCCACAAAUUCUAAGUGAGGUGGGAUCAAGGGGGCACUCGAGGCCCUUCCAGUUCUAUGCUGGGAAACAUUUGGACGACUGAGAGCUGGGAGGAAGGGAAAAUUCACUGCAUGGUGGUGGGACCUUCGAGGGUCUCAGGAGGUUGGAAUGAUGCAUUCACCCAAUAUAGGAAGAAUUUAAAGAUAGUCUGGCACUGAAAUUUAACAAAUUGACUCCCCAGAGACAGCUACAGGACUCAGUGGUAGAAAGCCAGGCCUGGAGACAGGAGGUCCUGGGUUCAAAUUUGACCUCAGACACUUCCUAGCUGUGUGACCCUGGGCUAGUCCCUUCACCCCCAUUGCCUAGCCUUUACUGCUCUACUGCCAUGGAGCCAAUAGACAGUAUGGAUUCUAAGACAGAAGGGAAGGGUUUAAAAAAAAAAGUAAGUUCUUUCAUCACUGAAAUCUGGCCAUUGAGCUUCCUGCAGAUUUUCAGUAAUUGGGACUUUACAUGGAAAGUCAGUCCAACUUGCUUCUGGAUUCCUCUAUUCAUAGCAAUGUCUUCCUUCUUGUUAAAAAAAAAAGUGUCCUUGAGACCUUCACCUCUCAAUUCUAGCUCUGCCUUCUUCACAAUAGAACUCUAUUUCUUCUUUCACAUAGCAACCCUCGAUGUUGGCUCCCAUGUUUUUCCUGUCUUUCUUUUCCCAAGAUAAAUAUUUCUCCUUUCCUAGCUUUUCAACCUUUAACCUUCUUGGCCACAACUCUGGACUCUUAGACAUUCUUUUGUUUGUCACUGUUUCUUUUAAAGUAGGUUGUUCCAAUUUGGAAUCGGACCCAAAGGGCUAUAAAACAAUGCACAUCCUUUGAUCUUGUAACACCACUAUUGGGUCUGUAUAUGGGAGAAUUAAAAAAAAGGGGGGAAGUGGGGAGGACCUCCCUGUACAAAAAUAUUUCGAGCUGCUCUUUUUGUUGUAGCAAAGAAUUGGAAAUUGGGGGGCUGUUCAUCGACUGGGGAUGGUGAUGGAAUACUCUUGUGCUCCAAGGAAUGAUGAACCGAUGCCUUCAGAGAGAGCCAGAAAGACCUCCAUGAACGGAUGCAGAGUGAAAUGAGCAGAACCGGGAGAACAGGGGACACAGAACAGCAAUAUUGCUCAGUGAUCCAACGUGACGGACGUGGCUAAUCUCAGCCAUACAAAGAUCCAGGACAGUUCUGAGGGACUCAGGACAAAGACUGCUCUCCACCUCCAGAGAAAGAGCUGUUGGAGAUGGAAUGCAGAUGGAAGCAGAAGAUUUUUCACUUGCUUAUUUGGGUUUCUAUUUGGGGGUUUUGGUUCCAUACGAUUAUUCACUUACAAAAAUGAACAAUAUAGAAAUGUUUGGGGUGAUAAUAUGUGUAUAACCGGGGAUGGGGGGGGGCUGUCAUGCCAGAAUAACGUGACAUAUACGAUAAGUAAAAAACAAAAAUAAAAUAGAUAGCCUCAAACCGAAGGAGUAUCGUACGUGUUGUCUGCUGGGGCCAGAAUAACAGACGACUACGACCUCCCUUCAUCGUAGCACUGUGCUUCUUUACUGUGGCCCUACAUGAUAUUGGAGCUAUUUUUUUAAUCUGGGCUACACUGAUACCUCCUGCAGAUAUCAUGGGACUUUAAAGCCUUUUAUUAAAACAUCCUUUACCGUAUACCUUAGUAUCAACUCCAAAACAGAGGAGGGGCAAAGGCUGGGUAAUCAGGGUUAAGGGACUUUAGGUCUAGCCUUUCCUCUUUGAGCCACUGUCAAGCCAGAUCCUCAGCCAUCCUUUGAGUUUCUGAACCUCAAUUGAGAACCGUUUGUCAAGUUCUGAUUGAUUUUGUCUUGUUAGUCCAGGCAACCUCUUCUUUUCAGACCCUUCCCUUCCCUCUUGGAAUCAACACUAAGUAUAUGUUCCAGGGCAGAAGAGGGUAAGGGUUAGGCAACUAGGGUCAAGUGACUUGCCCAGAGUCACCCAGCUAGGAAGCAUCUGAGGUCGGAUAUGAACCCAGGACUUCCCAUCUCCAGCUCUGGGCCUCCAUCCACUGAGCCAUCAGCUGUCCCUGCUCCAAGACAUUUGAAAUAUUCAUUCUAUCACCCAGCUAUUAGUGCUGUCCCCCAACUUGGUGCCAUGUGUACACGGGAUGAGUGUCUCAUCGGUUUGAGGAUGGAAAAGGCCAGGGGGGAGCACUGAGCCUGAGAUGACCCUGGGCUACAUUCACGGAUCCUCGAGAUGCAGCCCUUAAAGCCCAACGGACAGGACGAGGCACCUGCAGGCCAGGUCAAAGAAGGGGUCUUGAGUUGGGACUUAGAGGAAGCUGCGGAGGUCAGUAUCAGAGAAAUACUCACUAAAUGCUCCUCAUCCGUAUUUAAUGGAGGUCUGGAGAGGUCAAAGAAGCCAGGACCCGUGUGAAGGAGCACCAGCCUCUGAGGCAGUUUUCUUGAGCUUCUAAUGCCCCCCUACGUCCCCAGUUCUAAAUCCCAUGAACUCUGAGCUGAAGCUGGAAAAAAUGAGCCCGGCUGGCUCUGUGCUGCCCCCAGUGACCCAGAGGCAUCGGAACAACUUGUCUUCAAGUCCAGAAGUUGGGCAGAGUAAACCAUUCUCAGUGAUCCCUGCCUCCUAAAGUGGGGAGAAGUAACCCUAGCCCAAGUCCAGAGGACCAGGUAGGGGGUCUUGGGAGUGGUGCAGCAGAUAGGAGAUAGGGGCCUGAAUUCAAAUCCAACCACUGACCCAUAACUGUGGCCCCAAGGAAGUUGCUUCACUGCUGCCGGCCUCAGUUUCUUCAUCCGUAAAACAGAUUGUUUCACAUUUGUCUGUAUCACUAGCCCCUGGCCUCUGGAAUAGGUGCUUGGAAGUGCCUCAAUGGUUGGUCUUCCAUUUUCAUUUUUUAAACAUCUGAUAUUUCUUGCAUCAUAAGGGCAGUGAGGUGGUUUGAUGGACAGAGAGAUGGGAGGUCCUGGGUUCAAAUACAGCCAUUCUAGCUGGGCAAGUGGGCCCUGAGCAAGUCACCUAGCCCCCACUGCCCUUAGAAUCAAUGCAUCGUAUGGAUCCUGUGCUUCGUCCUUCUGCCGGUGCAGGCAGCCACCCCUCUUCAGCCCAGUGGAAGGGCUUUGAGAGCUGCUGUGGCCAAAGCAAUGAGUCCUGCUUGGACUGGUCCUUGGGCUCGGUCUUUCCUGCUUGGGAGGGGUGGGGGGCAUCAGCGGCAUCAGCAGCAUCAGCGGGCGCUGUGGUUCUGAAGAUGAGAAGGGAACCGACACUUGUUCCUGGGUUUCAAGGCCACAGAUGAAGGGGAAGCUGAAGCAAGAUUAGUCAUCUGCAAAAUGGGCCGACUGACCCGGAACGUCUUAAAGGCCUGGUUAUGAAGCAAACACGUGCAGAGACUCCUAAGUGAUGGUCUUCGGUCUCCUAAGGAAGCAUCUGGUCCGUCCCCCUCCUGCUUCUCCUCCCGUCCCCCUCGUCCCCCCUCUCCCCCAUCACCUUCAGGAUAACACACAAGAGGCGUUUAAAACCCUCCAGUUCCACCUGCUUUCCUAGUUUGGUUCCCUCUUCGGCCUCCUCUCACACUCUAGGACCAGCCCAAAAGGCUUUAAUUGUGGUUCUGCAUACUUGACCCGCCAUCUCCCGCCUCCACACCUUUGCAGAAGCUCCCCCCACCCAUGCCCUCAAUGUUUUUCUUCUUGCCCUCCGCCCCUAGGCGCCUCGCCCUCCCUUCUUAGUCUGGUCAAAGGCCACCUCCUCCUACACAAGGCCUUUCUGGACUCCCCAGGGGCUGGGCAGCAAAGCUUGGACCAGCUCCCAGAACUGCCUGCCCAGCUCUCCUCCCUCCUAUCCCAUUUGCCGGCCUUUCCCCCGGUGACCACGCCACUCGACCGCCUCACCAAUGGGAGAAGAGCAGAGGCGGAGGCUCAACCACCGAUGACCAAUAAGAAAGCAUCUCGAGGCCGGAGACGUUCAGGAACUGUUAAAAGCGCGCCUUGGGAGUAGAAGGAGCGAAGGGAGGAGCUGGCGCCGGCUCGUCCAAUCGGGGAGAGCGGCGCAAACUAGCCGAGGGCCUGCGGCCAAUCAGGAGAAGCGUUGAUCUCGUCUUGUUGUGCUGCCGGACUCCGACUUGGGAACGGCAGGGCUUCGGGAAGAGGCUGCCAGGGAGAGGAACGAAGGCGCGGGUCCCGCAGGGAGGCCCGACCCGGGGCCGCCAACGUUGCCACAGUCGCGGCCACCUGGGUCUUGGCCUUGACGUCACCGCUAGCCCCUGCUGGGGGUCGCGCAUGCGCCGUGGACCGCAUGGAGCAGGCUGGCUCCUCAACGUGCCCGGAGUCCCCAGAGCCUGAAGAGCCAGGGGAACACUUUCUCUACUUCGCUUACGGCAGCAACUUGCUCAAGGAGCGCCUGCAGUUGCGGAAUCCCUCGGCUGAGUUCUGCUGCGUGGCCAGACUGCAGGAUUUCCGGCUGGACUUUGGGAACUAUCAGGGCGUGACGAGCCCCUCGUGGCACGGCGGCAUCGCCACCAUCGUGCCCAGCCCGGGGGACGGCGUGUGGGGCGUCGUGUGGAAGAUGCACGCCAGGAACAGGAGCUCCCUGGACAAGCAAGAAGGCGUCAGCAGCGGCACCUACGUGCCCAUCCAGGUGGACGUCCGCAGCCUCGAAGGGGACGUCCUGACCUGCCGCAGCUACCAGAUGCUCAACUACGAGCCGGCGCCACCCUCGCCGCAGUACAAGACGGUCAUCUGCAAGGGGGCCAGACAGAAUGGGUUGCCACCGGACUACCAGAGGAAGCUCGAGGACAUCGAGACCAAUGACUACAAGGGGCCGGUGAAGGUCCUCCAGGAGAUCGAAGCCAUCAUCAAUGAGACGCUCUAGCGCGGUGCGUCCCUGAGCCAAGGGUUUGCCGCCCAUUUAGUUCCUCUCCGGCCACUUGUGCAUCCCCCCCACCUGCGGUCACGUGUCCAGGCAUUCUCGCCAUGUCCAUAGAUCUGUGCCAGUCUCUGACGUGCUGCUGCUCCUCCGAGCACUCUGCACAGCUGGCCAUGAAAGUCGUGAGAUGCCAAAGAACUGGACGUGGGGCAGCCAGGCAGCUCGGGGGAUGGAGAGGGCCCAGAAAGGGGAGGUCCCGGCUUCCAGUGUGCCCUCGAACAGUUCCUGGUGGGGCAGGGAAGUCAUGGAGCCCCCGUGGCCUGCCCCUUGGCCUUGGAACUGACGUCUGGUGGGGUUCUGAGCGGAGAGGGAAGGGUUAAAAAAAGGAAUCGCUCCUCUUGAAGUCCUCUCCGGACUUCUUGCCCCACAAGAAGGGGACAGACAGACAGCCUUUCUCUCAGACGUGCUUCCAGCCGCUUUUCCUCGUGAGAUUGCUGUGGUAGACAGCCGUUUUGGUAAUAAAAUAAACGUGAAUGCUCUGCUGGAAGAACA
Monodelphis domestica (gray short-tailed opossum) is the source of this 8817-nucleotide messenger RNA. RefSeq names its product gamma-glutamylcyclotransferase (gene GGCT). NCBI's taxonomy places the organism in Eukaryota, Metazoa, Chordata, Mammalia, Didelphimorphia, Didelphidae. The record is from RefSeq and is a predicted model, not a curated record. Gene Ontology annotation, molecular function: gamma-glutamylcyclotransferase activity.